AUGGCCAGAUUCCUCUACCUCCUCCUGAUCUCCCUGCUCCCUGUCUCUGUUUCCGGAUGUGCUCCGGGUACUGGAUCUCUCGGCACAAAAGGAACUUUCGAGUACGAUCUGAUUCCUCCGAUUCUGUACACCUACUCGUCCAACGACAUUUCGCACGGACAGAUAUCCGCAGAGUACGCCACUCGAGUCUUGACUUCGGACCUUCAGAAUGCGGUGAGAAUUGGCAAAUGAAGCUUGAGUAUUCUGACUGUUUUCAGAUCGACGAGGUGCUCCUGGCGAACAGCAUUCCCUCGAACGACGUCUCGCCCCCUGUCACCACAUUCACUCCACCAGACGUCGAUAUCAUUGACGGCUCGGCCUGUACCGAGUCGACGAGUAUCCUCUAUCUUCUGUACAACAACGUCGUCUACUACAAGUGCGAAAACAGCAAAAAGACAGUGUUCUCUGUGGCGCUGAAAGUGCAGAUCACAGCCGUUCAGGCGAUUUACGAGAGUCAGUGGGAAGCGUUGGCGGACCAAGUUGCCGAUAAACUGACGACCAAGAGGAACGCCCAGUUCAACGGCCCGACCAUCGUGACAGUCACAUAA
This is a messenger RNA of Caenorhabditis sp. 36 PRJEB53466, 587 nucleotides long. NCBI's taxonomy places the organism in Eukaryota, Metazoa, Nematoda, Chromadorea, Rhabditida, Rhabditidae. The record is from the annotation of a GenBank genome assembly.